Messenger RNA from Phytophthora nicotianae INRA-310, 468 nucleotides. RefSeq lists its product as hypothetical. Lineage: Eukaryota; Oomycota; Peronosporomycetes; Peronosporales; Peronosporaceae. The record is from RefSeq and is a predicted model, not a curated record. Bases 1 to 468 code for a protein of 155 amino acids. The transcript is spliced from 2 exons.
AUGUGCAAGGACAUCGAGCCCGUUGGAGACGGCGAAGUUGGCAAGGCCCAGCUGGGAAAGGAACUGGCGUACGACGAGCUGGGCGCGGCAGCUUCCCAGCCGAGCCAAGAGCAUCAAGGAGCUGCGGUGAAAAGCCAGAGGGGAGGGAACGUCUGCGGAGAAUUACGCCGCAUAGUGCUUGGUGUUUACGAUGGCCGUGAGUGGUCCAAUGCUGGACCAUAUGAGCUGGAGCUUGCACGACCCUGCUCUGACGGGCGAUGGGAUGGUGGCGGUGUGACGGAGACCAUGAACGUAAAGGGAGAUGCGGACGCCAGAAUCAUUAAGUUCCAUUACACGUUGGUCUAUAGUGACGUUCGGAUGUGCUACAAGUUCUUCCUGAGAGGCGUUCCCAACGGGCAGACGUGCGCGAAGCUGAACUCUAGCAUGGUGACGUCGAUCGAGGAGGUCUGCACGCUUUUGUUCUACUAG